CCACCCAAUGUGAAGCUUCUCCUGUUGUUUUGUCACGGUAUAAAGAGAGCGACUUCCGCUUGCGGUAGAACCGAUGCUCCCCAAAUCUUCUGCGAUACGUUUCUUCCCUACUUUCUCUUUUUUCCACUCAACAAAGAGAGACAAAAAGGAAAGGGGGGCGCAAAAAAAAAGAAGUUUAGGGUUAGGGUUUUGAAGUGAUCCGAAGAGAAAUUGAAGCUUGAAGAGCAGAGGAGUCGAGCUGAGGUAACUGGAAUCACUGAAUUGAUGAGGAGAAGUGUGAUUUUGUGUAAAGGUUGAGCUUUUGAAUGUUUUAUGAGCUUUGGGAAUUCAAGUAUGAGUUGUUGUGAUAAGAGCAGAGAGGGUGAGGAGUUUAAGAGGCCGGGAUCGAGCAAGGUAGCGGAUGAUUCGAUACAGCUGGGGAGACACUCGAUUAGGAAUGGGAAGAAUGAGAGCUCGCACAGCUCAUCGAGUGGGAGCAGAAAUGGGAAGAGUGAGAGCGCUCACAGCUCACCGAGCGGGACAAGAAAUGAGAGGAAUGGGGUAUCUGAAACUUCACUGAAUGGGAUCGAUGAGAGGGUGAUGAUUGACCCGAAAAAGUUAUUUAUUGGAGUGAAAAUUGGGGAGGGAGCUCAUGGGAAAGUCUAUGAGGGGAAGUAUGGCGAUCAAAUAGUAGCUAUCAAAGUUCUUAAUAGUGGUGAUACACCGGAAGAAAAGUCAACCCUUAGAAGUCGGUUCAUUCGAGAAGUUAAUAUGAUGUGUCGAGUGAAGCAUGAAAAUCUUGUGAAGUUCAUUGGUGCUUGCAUGGACCCUAUCAUGGUGAUUGCCGCGGAGCUGCUACCUGGAAUGUCGCUGAAAAAUUACUUGAAUAGUAUUCGCCCGAAACAACUUGAUGUUCGAACAGCAAUUAGCUUUGCACUUGAUAUUGCACGUGCAAUGGAUUGCCUACAUGCUAAUGGGAUAAUACACCGAGAUUUAAAACCUGAUAACUUAUUGCUUACAGCAAACCAGAAGAACAUUAAACUUAUUGAUUUUGGACUUGCAAGAGAAGAAACCGUAACUGAGAUGAUGACUGCUGAAACUGGGACUUACCGUUGGAUGGCUCCAGAGUUAUACAGCACUGUAACACUUCGUCGUGGUGAGAAGAAGCAUUACACAAAUAAGGUUGAUGUGUACAGCUUUGGCAUUGUCAUGUGGGAGCUACUGACGAACCGCAUGCCAUUUGAAGGCAUGUCAAACUUGCAGGCUGCGUAUGCUGCUGCUUUUAAGCAAGUGCGGCCUCCAUUUCCAGAAGAUGUGCCUCCAGAGCUCGUGUUUAUAGUGCAGUCGUGCUGGGUUGAGGACCCAAAUUCCCGCCCAAGCUUCAGCCAGAUAAUACGCAUGCUAAAUGCGUUUCUUUUCACUCUUCCUCCACUGUCUCCUCCUGAACCUGAGGCUGUUCAACCUGGUGUAAUUAGUAAUGGAAACAGCAUAAUCACACCUACUUCCACUUCAUCUCCUCGCAAAGGACACAAGCUUUCUUUCCUAAAGCAGCUGUUUGCAGCAAAGAAGGCAGCGAAUAAUAAGACCUGAGAGAAAUGCAGGUUUUGAAAAAAACCCUUCGCAAGUGAAACAUGCGAUAUAUGUUUAUACUUGAAAUCUUGCUUGUUAGAGAACAUUUACAAAAUCGCGAUAAAGAAAGCUUCAAAAAAUGAAGAAUACCUGUUGCCCGGUCUUGUUUUGUUUUCUGAUUCAUAUUCAGUUUAGAAUGUGCAGGGGUGGCUUAGAUUUCAUGGUAGCCUCGCAAACAUAUUCAAUCUAUUUCAUCACCCAGAUGCCAAAAAAGACUUGCAAAUACUACUAUAAGAUCAGGCUACCAAGAAAUCCCUUGAAAUUGGUAACAAGGUUUCUGGUCUACUGUAGCCCAAAAUUUUAUUUUUGAAGUACAUUAACAUCAUGUGUAGAUUUUAUUCAGUUGUUUUUUUAAAACCAUGAGAUGGAGAAUUUGUCCCUGGUCUGUAA
Asparagus officinalis (garden asparagus) is the source of this 1998-nucleotide messenger RNA. Its product is annotated as serine/threonine-protein kinase HT1-like. The record is from RefSeq and is a predicted model, not a curated record. Gene Ontology annotation, biological process: protein phosphorylation. The transcript is spliced from 7 exons. Gene Ontology annotation, molecular function: ATP binding; protein kinase activity. Lineage: Eukaryota; Viridiplantae; Streptophyta; Magnoliopsida; Asparagales; Asparagaceae. The coding region runs from base 313 to 1569 and encodes 418 amino acids.